Hemisphaericaspora subhashii is the source of this 645-nucleotide messenger RNA. It is a transcript of the gene MFALPHA, whose product is annotated as mating pheromone alpha. The transcript has a single exon. Gene Ontology annotation, cellular component: extracellular region. Bases 1 to 645 code for a protein of 214 amino acids. Gene Ontology annotation, biological process: mating. The record is from RefSeq and is a predicted model, not a curated record. NCBI's taxonomy places the organism in Eukaryota, Fungi, Ascomycota, Pichiomycetes, Serinales, Debaryomycetaceae.
AUGAAGUUAUCAUUAGCCUUAGUAACAGCCACACUUGCUGCCAGUGCUAUUUGUGCCCCAGUUCCAACCCAAGAAGAAACAGAUAUCCAAAUCCCAGAAGAAGCCAUUGACAAAAUUAUCCCACUCGGUGCUGAUGAAUACCCAAUCAUUGCCAAACAUGGAGAUGAACUGGCUAUUAUUAUCGUAAAUGGAACCACUUUGGACGUAGCCUCUGAAACUGCCAAUGAAAUUGCCAAGAGAGAUGCUGAUGCUGAUGCUAGAAAAUUCGGAUUCCGUUGGACCAGAUAUGGUUGGUUUGAACCUUUAGCUAAGAAAGAUCAAGGUUCUGAAGAUUCUGGUUUAGCUAAGAGAGAUGCCGAAGCUGAUGCUAGAGCUUUUGGUUUCCGUUGGACUAGAUACGGAUGGUUUGAACCAUUAGCUAAAAGAGAUGAAGGUGUUGAAGAAGAACCACAAGGACUCGCAAAGAGAGAAGCUGAUGCUAGAAAGUUUGGUUUCCGUUGGACUAGAUAUGGUUGGUUUGAACCUUUAGCAAAGAGAGCUCAAGGUUCUGAAGAUGCCGUUUUAGCUAAGAGAGAUGCUGUAGCUGACGCUAGAAAGUUUGGUUUCCGUUGGACUAGGUAUGGAUGGUUCGAACCGUUAGCAUAG